Messenger RNA from Dioscorea cayenensis subsp. rotundata (Guinea yam), 456 nucleotides. RefSeq lists its product as uncharacterized. NCBI's taxonomy places the organism in Eukaryota, Viridiplantae, Streptophyta, Magnoliopsida, Dioscoreales, Dioscoreaceae. The transcript has 2 exons. Bases 1 to 456 code for a protein of 151 amino acids. The record is from RefSeq and is a predicted model, not a curated record.
AUGCAUAAGCUCUUCAAGUCAAAAGAUCUUUGGGAACUCAUCGAGAAUGGCUAUGAAGAGUCCGACAAGGAGAACUGCAAAAAAAGAUUCAAAGCCAUUAUUCUUCAUCCAGCAACGCUUCGACAUGACUUUGAGACUACUCAAAUUAAGAACAAUGAAUCUGUUCAAAAUUUCAUCAUCAAUGUGGUUGGAGUGAUAAACCAAAUGGAGAUAUUUGGUGAACCUAUCACUAACCAAGUGGUGGUGGCAAAGGUGCUUCAAAGCUUGAUCUCAUUGUUUGACUACAUAGUAGUCACUAUUGAAGAAUCUAAAGACUUAAGCAAGCUUACUGUCGAAGAGCUUAGUGGGUCAUUACAAGCCCACGAAGCUUAUCUAAAUAGGUCUAGUGAGGAGAUGGAGGAGAAGGCGCUUCAUGUGAAGAGUGAAGGAGCUAGUACAAGGGAGUUUGAUAAAUAA